GCGGAAGUCCCGCCUGUCUCGCGCCCUGUUUCCUCAGAGGCAGAAAAGCAACGCGGAGAGAGGAGUGAUCUGAGAGCACAGCCACCACCAUGAGCCUCCUCAACAAGCCCAAGAGUGAAAUGACCCCAGAGGAGCUGCAGAAGCGGGAGGAGGAAGAAUUUAACACUGGUCCACUCUCUGUGCUCACACAGUCGGUCAAGAACAACACUCAAGUGCUUAUCAAUUGCCGCAAUAACAAGAAACUCUUGGGCCGUGUGAAGGCCUUUGAUAGGCACUGCAACAUGGUGCUGGAGAAUGUGAAGGAGAUGUGGACUGAGGUCCCCAAGAGCGGCAAGGGGAAGAAGAAAUCCAAGCCGGUCAACAAGGACCGCUACAUCUCCAAGAUGUUCCUGCGCGGGGACUCGGUCAUCGUGGUCCUGCGGAACCCGCUUAUCGCUGGCAAGUAGGGCCGCCUUCCUGCCGACAACUUGGUCCCCUGUCCUGUGAACAACUGCUCUUUGUGAUGGCAAUAAUAAAGCAGUGUUUUUUUC
Molecule: messenger RNA, 530 nt
Organism: Propithecus coquereli (Coquerel's sifaka)
Lineage: Eukaryota; Metazoa; Chordata; Mammalia; Primates; Indriidae
Gene: SNRPD2
Product: small nuclear ribonucleoprotein D2 polypeptide 16.5kDa
Exons: 3
Coding region: 90-446 (118 amino acids)
Biological process (GO): spliceosomal snRNP assembly; RNA splicing
Cellular component (GO): U1 snRNP; U4/U6 x U5 tri-snRNP complex; U2 snRNP
Molecular function (GO): RNA binding
Source: RefSeq, a predicted model, not a curated record